This is a messenger RNA of Dalotia coriaria, 2008 nucleotides long. RefSeq names its product WASH complex subunit washout (gene wash). Gene Ontology annotation, molecular function: gamma-tubulin binding; alpha-tubulin binding; actin binding. NCBI's taxonomy places the organism in Eukaryota, Metazoa, Arthropoda, Insecta, Coleoptera, Staphylinidae. The transcript is spliced from 2 exons. Gene Ontology annotation, biological process: endocytic recycling; Arp2/3 complex-mediated actin nucleation; exocytosis. The coding region runs from base 338 to 1717 and encodes 459 amino acids. Gene Ontology annotation, cellular component: WASH complex; early endosome; recycling endosome. The record is from RefSeq and is a predicted model, not a curated record.
CUUUCCUUUAAAGGUUCAAAAUAGUUAUCCACAUCAACGAUUUGUUAUAAAUAGGUUGAUUUUAAUGAUUUUAAUAAGCAUUAUAUAAUCUCAAUUAAACAUGAGCCUCCUGUUUGUUUUUGUUGCUGUGAAUAAACGCGCAAUAAAUGUAAACCGCAGUGAAACAAACGACUUGCGGCGAAACGACGCACACGAACUUGUACAUAUAACCUGCAUCUGUUAAUCAUUGUUGGUUCCGCCGCUGAAAUCAGCUGAUUUUGUUUUCUAAACGAAAAUAUACACAUUUUCAACCAUUAAUCCUUUUAAACUACCAAGAAAAUUAUUUCAGUUAAAUAAGAUGCAACCAAAAUAUGAAGUUCCAAUUAUUCCACACAAUCUCCGACGAGAAGAGACAAUCAUCCAGAUAGCAGAAGCCCUGCAAUAUCUCUCUGAUGUAUCCACUGAUAUCUUCAAAAGAAUAGACUCUCGAAUAGCUGCAAACAAAACUCAGGUGACAAAUAUUUCUGAUCGAAUAGCAACAGCCAGCACGAAAUUAAACAAACUUGCUGGUGCUAAAAAAGCAACACAAGUGUUCUCGAGCAGUAAAUACCCAGCUGAAAACAUCAACAGGCAAUACAAAUCAAUCUUUGACCAGAAACAAGUACUGCCAAUCAAAAAGUUUGACUAUGAGUACAAAUCAUCACAAGUUGGUGAUGAAAAUCUGGAAGCUUUACAGUUUUAUUAUGUUAAAGUGAAAGCAAAAGCUGAGAAAUCUUCAACACAAAGCAUUCAAGGUUUGGGAGAGCUACCGAGUGAUCUAGAGACAAUCAAUGACAUACUACUCUUUAAUACUGGCAGGAAUGCAUAUGAUAAAGAGAAAAGUCUUGAUAGAUCUAAUAAUAGCUUGUUAAAUACCAACAGAAAAGGAAGAGAUGAUUCUGAAGUUGAUAUUGGCGCAGCGCCGUUUUCUAUGUCACAGGGACAAGGUUUGGGCAUGCAAAAAAUCCAAGGCGAGAAUUAUUUCUACUCACCUCAUCUGGGUAAUGUACCAACUAUUGAUGUACCGCUUGAUUUGCCUGAUUUACCGGGCAUCGCUGAUGAUUUACGGUAUACAAUUGAACAGGAACCAAAUAUUGCACCUUCAGUCUCUGUUAUGAACUUGCAUUUAGGGAAUACUAUUCCUGAUCUGCCUGAAAUUGAAGAUAACACUGAAGAAAAACAUCAAAAUUUGCAAACUCAUGCAGAAAUUGAAAAAAAUGAUAACAAAGUAGUUACUAAUACAGCACCAGCAGUUGAUAAUACACAAACUGUAGUUUCUGUGCCUUCUGCAGCAACCACAACAGGUCAAGAAGUUAAAACUGUUAAACAGAAUGUUGUAAAUAAAGAAUCAAAUGUUAAAAAAGAAGAAACGAAAUCAGAAACAUCUAAGCCUAAAUCCAUGCCACCGAUUGCAGGAGAUAAUGCAAGGGCUAGUUUAAUGGACGCGAUUCGAAAUGCAGGCGGUUCAAAGAGUUUGAAACACAAAGAAGAAAGUCCUGCUCAGAAUAAAAAGCAACCUGAACCUACCGGUGACUUAAUGGCGGAUCUACACGCAAAAUUAUCAAUGCGUCGUAAAGGAAUUUCUGGUAAUAAACCCGAAAAUCCGACUGCGAUGGAUAAGAUUUCGGAGAUGAUUCCGCCACCUCCAGCAACGCAGAGUGAUAAAUCAUCUGCGGAGGAAGAAGAUUGGGAUGACUAGCAAUUUAUUACAUAAAUAUGUUGAAGUUUAUAUAAAGUUAAAGGAUAUUAUUGAGGUUAUGAUGAAAUUACAUAGUUAUCUGCAAGAUAUUUGUUAAUUUAAAAGUUAUAAUGAUUUAAUUUAAUUUUUCUGCACUUAUUAGCAUUUCAUCGAAAUCAAAAUAGUUGAAGUUUAUGGUAUUUAUUUAGAAUGUCAUGAAUUUUGUUUACAAUGAUAUAUAAUAUGCAUUGUAAAAUGUAAUGUCGGUUAUCUAAGUUAUUGACGCAUUAAACGCGCAUAUGAAACAUUGAA